Molecule: messenger RNA, 1452 nt
Organism: Tupaia belangeri chinensis (Chinese tree shrew)
Lineage: Eukaryota; Metazoa; Chordata; Mammalia; Scandentia; Tupaiidae
Gene: IGF2
Product: insulin like growth factor 2
Exons: 5
Coding region: 387-938 (183 amino acids)
Biological process (GO): positive regulation of activated T cell proliferation; positive regulation of MAPK cascade; regulation of muscle cell differentiation
Cellular component (GO): extracellular region
Molecular function (GO): protein serine/threonine kinase activator activity; growth factor activity; hormone activity
Source: RefSeq, a predicted model, not a curated record
CCUCAGCCUCGUCCCCUUCCUCCUCCUCCUCCACGUCCACCCGGCUGGAGGGUCUGGGCACUACAGCCAGAGCACCCCCUACUUUGGCGGCGACUGCUAAUAUUGGCCCAGCCAGCGGAUCAUCGUCCGGGCAGUUUCGGCAGAGAGCCUUGGGCACCAGUGACUCCCCAGUCCUCUUUAUCCACCGUCCAGGAGCUGCAGGGACUGCGCAGCGACUAGAAUACAGAGGCCGAAGAGUCACCGCUGAGCUUGUGCGGGAGGAGGUUGAUUCCAGCCUUCAGCCCCAGAGCCCUGCAUCUCCUCCAGCUCAGCUCCCUGCCCAGCCUAUCCCCCAGACGGAGCCCCAGCAGGCCAGAGAAGCCCGAGAACCCAGCCCUGAGAUACCAAUGGGGAUCCCAAUGGGGAAGUCGAUGCUGGUGCUACUCACCUUCUUGGCCUUCGCCUCGUGCUGCAUUGCUGCUUUCCGCCCCAGUGAGACCCUGUGCGGCGGGGAGCUGGUGGACACCCUCCAGUUUGUCUGUGGGGACCGCGGCUUUUACUUCAGACUUCCAGGCAGACCUGCCAGCCGCGUGAACCGCCGCAGCCGUGGCAUUGUUGAAGAGUGUUGCUUCCGCAGCUGCGACCUGGCCCUUCUGGAGACCUACUGUGCCACCCCCGCCAAGUCCGAGAGGGACGUGUCGACCUCUCCGACCGUGCUUCCGGACACCAUCCCCAGAUCCUCCGUGGGCAAGUUCUUCCAAUAUGACACCAGGAAGCAAUCCACUCAGCGCCUGCGCAGGGGCCUGUCUGCACUCCUGCGUGCCCGCCGGGGUCGCAUGCUCGCCAGGGAGCUCGAAGCGUUCAGAGAGGUCAAGCGUCACCGUCCCCUGAUCGCCCUGUCCACCCAAGACCCCGCCCACGGGGGUGCCUCUCCUGAGAUGUCCAGCAAUCAGAAGUGAGCCAAAUUGUUGUAAUUCUGCACCUAGUACCAUCAACCUGUUACCUCCUGUUGACCAGGGAUAUUCCAUCAUGUCCCACCACUAAAAUCUCUCUGUCCCAUUUCCCCCUCAGCGGGCUUCUUCCAACCCUAGCCCCCAUGCCCCGCCUCCCCAAAUCAGGCUAUUCUUUCCCCAGCCCCCCUCCAUCGGGCUGAGGGAAUCACAGUAACAUCUUCAAAAAUAUACAAAAUCAAUUGGCUUAAACAUCCCCCCAAACCCUCUCCCCAAAUUAUCCCCCAAAUUAUCCCCACAUUGUAUAUAUAUAUAAACAUUUAAAAAUUGAAAAAUAAAGCCCCAACCCACAUACACACAUACACACACCAGCCCCUUUUAAAACUAAUUGUCUUUUUAAAACACCAGAAAAGCUAACCAGAAAAAUUACUAAUAACUAAAAAAAUCAAUUGGCUGAAAAAAUACUAAAAGAAGAAUUGACUUAGAAACAAUUGGCAAAAUAAAGGAAUUUGGCAUGCCCCCA